CGAAUUCGCGGAAUCUUUAUCAAUUUUUUUGUCUAUCGACUGUUCCCCCAACAAGAGAUGUAAGCGAAUCGAGAAAUCAAAAACAUCAAAUUAGGUGAGUAAAGUAGCUAUGGUAACGCAUUAUUAUGAUACAUUUUUAUAAGAUUGUGCUACGGGCGGGCGUGCGUGAGUGUUCGAUGCGACGCAGGUAUGCGAUACCGGUGCACGGUAUAAACUUGACCCGAAUUAAGAACAACGCUGCAUCUCUUGAGUUGAAAAAAAAAUGUUAUUGUUGCAAGAAAAGAUGGUUUUAUUAAAGCUCGUUUGCGGUCUACUUUUUUUCACUCGUUUCUUUUUCUUUUCAUUAGAGCCCGAACUAAAUUCAAACGUAUAUUAGAACCGUUAUGAUUCAUGGGUCAUUUGAAUUGUUAAUCCGGUCAGUAGUUUAACCCAUUCUCGCGAUACCGAAAGUAAGAAUCGAUAAGUUCGUUGAUUACAAUAUUUACGAUUGCAUCGUAAUGAAAAUUUUCUAUUUUUGACUUGGACUCAUCUUUACAGGCAUCAAACUGUGAGCUACCGCUGCUGCUGAUUCGAUGUUGUUAUCGCAGGCCAUUUUCGACGAUGAAAAUAUGGGCUCUCGUGCUCUCGGUGAUUGGCGCAUCGUUGGCCUGGAUCGGACGCGUCGCAGCUCAGGAAGUUUGGGCCGAUAUCGGAAAUAGGUACUCGCUGUCGGGCCCGAACGCCUUGACCAGGUCGACGCUGCUCGAUCGUCAAGAAAAACUGCAGAACAAGUGCGAGCAAUCGUCGAAGAGAGAAUUAACAAGAGAUCCCGAGUUGUUCAAGAAUCUCUUGGUCGAUGAUCAACAUAAACUGCUCUAUUGUUACGUUCCGAAGGUGGCGUGCACGAACUGGAAGCGAGUGUUGAUGGUUGCGACCGGAAAAUGGAAGAAGGUGAAUUCGGCUCUGGAGAUCCCGGCGGCUCUGGCGCACGCCAUCGGCACAUUUCAACGGCUCAGCAACUUCGAGAUGGCCGAGAUAGAGGACAGAUUGGCCACCUACAACAAGCUCAUAGUCGUUCGGCACCCGUUCGAGCGGCUGCUGUCGGCCUACAGAAACAAAUUCGAGGCGAAGAACGAAAAGAGCUCCAGCUACUUUCAGUCACGCUUCGGUAGAAAAAUAAUCAAGAAAUACAGACGUAAUCCCUCGACGGGAUCUUUGCUUCUGGGCGACGACGUGACGUUCAGGGAGUUCGUCGACUUCAUCGUCGACGACGACAACGAGAACGGGACGCGCAACGAGCACUGGCAGUCCAUAACCGACCUGUGCCAUCCCUGCUUAGUCAAUUACAAUCUCGUGAGCAAGUACGAGACGCUCGUGGAGGACGCGACAGAAAUUCUAGAGCGAAUCGGCGUCGAUUCCGUAACGUUCCCUUCGAGGCCGCGCAAUGUUGAACCGACCGAAAAUAUUCUGGAUAAAUAUUAUUCGAAGCUGAGCUACGGGCAAUUGCGCGAUCUGGCCAAGCUGUACCAUCGCGACUUUUAUCUGUUCGACUAUUCCGUGGAAAAGAUUCUCGGCUUCUCGAUCGCCUGAGGUGAAAUUUUUCUUUCAUCGACAAUAAAGUGAUUUCUAUUGUGAAUACUAAUUUGUAGAAUUGUAAUUAUUUAAGUAUUAAUUAUUUUGUAAAGAGUUAAUUUAAGCCUAUUGUCAUCGUGUAUAAAGUCUGAACUAAAAACUACGUUUAAUUAAAGCAAUCACGAGUCACGGAGCUUUUGUGUGAAUUAUUUCGUGUAAUUAUAUCGAUUGAACUUGAUGAAUAUUUCGUCGAAGAAAUUUCAGGGUCUACACCGACGUUCACUCGCACACCAUUUCUCAAUGAGAUGUGUAAAAAUCGUUCGUUUUUACGAAAACGAUC
Trichogramma pretiosum is the source of this 1891-nucleotide messenger RNA. RefSeq names its product carbohydrate sulfotransferase 11-like. Gene Ontology annotation, cellular component: membrane. Gene Ontology annotation, molecular function: sulfotransferase activity. Gene Ontology annotation, biological process: carbohydrate biosynthetic process. The transcript has 4 exons. Bases 601 to 1569 code for a protein of 322 amino acids. The record is from RefSeq and is a predicted model, not a curated record. NCBI's taxonomy places the organism in Eukaryota, Metazoa, Arthropoda, Insecta, Hymenoptera, Trichogrammatidae.